GACAGCCAAGUUGUCCGUAUUUCAUUUUCUAACCUCUUUAAAGAAUUCAAGUCCACAGCCACAUGGUUGCAGUUCCCAUAUAUUUGUGGGGCAGCCUGUGGGUCAGUCUAUGAAACUACAGCCAAGACUUCUAAACGAGAUCUGGUGGGCCUCGCCCCCAGCAAUGUGCGAUGGACUUGCUUGAUCCUGGAUCUGCGCCACAUCCUUGGCCUCUACCUGAACAGAACCUACAGUCACCUGAAAAGCAUCAAGCUGUGCUCCAACCUGUUGGUGAAAAACCUCUUCACCAGCGAUUUGCUCUUUGACCCAGCCUUGAUCUCUUCUGAGGCUCACCAUUCCAAGAUGGCAUUGCAUGGUUUCUCUCCCAUGCCUCGGGAAAUGGCAUUUCCUGUGCCCAAAGGAGAACUAUGGCACGAUCUCUAUGAUUUCAUUCGGUUCCCUUCUGAUGGAUCCAAAAUGCCAUAUGACUCUAUUCAGAAAAGCACUUUGAAUUCCUAUUCUGCUGCCCAUUCCGAAGACAAUCCAAUCACCCUGGUUCCCAAGGAGGUGUCUCUGAGCAAGCCAGUUCGGGACCGCGUCUCUCUCAUCCAGCAAAUCACCAGUCCCAAAGAGAUGCCUCGCCAGUCUCCCCUUCUUACGAAGCACAUCCCCAAGAUUCACCCCUCAAGGUCCGAGCCUGGGUGGACAACCAGCAUUGUGGACCCGAGCCUGAGAGAAAGGUCACAGGCCAGAGCAGAUUCCCGUUUCACCCCCUCUUCGAUGGAUGAUGGCAGCAUUCAUGUUUACGCCCACAAAAAUGGAGAUGAUGCAGUCCGUGCGGUUACCAUCGACUCUGACGAGAACCUAUAUAUGCCGACAGCAGGACCAAAGACCAUCUCUGCCAAGAGUUCUGUUCCCUGCACAAAGCUGCUACCAGAUCCAAUUCUGAAGCUGAAGAAGAUUAUUGGGUUUGGGGGUUGCAGCACCAAAUGGGCAUUGUGGGCUUCCGGCAGUGCUGUAGUGGUGUACCCUUGCCACGCUCUGAUUGUAGCCACAGCAAUUGAUUCUGGCAAACAGAGGUUUUUUGCUGGCCACACCAACAAGGUAUUUCCUUCUCCUUUUCCCUUACAUUUUAACCUGAAUUCAAAUAUAGACAUUGAAAUCAUGUUUUAUAUGGAAAAUGCCUAA
Messenger RNA from Thamnophis sirtalis, 1167 nucleotides. Lineage: Eukaryota; Metazoa; Chordata; Lepidosauria; Squamata; Natricidae. The record is from RefSeq and is a predicted model, not a curated record.